AAAAACGCCGCAAAAACUAAUUAAAAUCCCGCUCAAUUCCGAAAAAAUUAUUUUGGUUACCCGCUCAUUACUCCUCUUCUUCUCAUCUCCGUGCGCCCCCCAAAUAAAAGAUUGUACUUAAUUCUUUUUACCUUUUUAUCUCAAAAUUUGCCCCCAACUUUCCCAUUUCCAGCAACACCAAGUCAAUACACCUACGCCAAUCACCCUUCUUUUUCCUUUUCAUUUCACUGCACUGAAUUCACUCACCAUCGCUACUCCUUUUCUCUCAAUCUGUUAGGGUUUCUUUUAAUUUUAGGCUUUCAAGGGAAUGUAUAGUUUCCUUUUAAUUUUACUGGUGAUUUCUAUGGCGACGGAAACCCUAGAUGGCAAGAAACCGGAGGAAGAGGAGGUGAAAGAGAAGACUGAAACUUCCCAUUGAAUAAGAAAUCAGUAGAAGGAAAAAGAAAUCAGAUCCUUCUGAAUAAGAAGAAGAAAAAUCAGUACUUUCUUUCCAUUGAAGAACAAGAAGUGAAAGAGGAUAUCAAGGGAAAAUGUCAAGAGAAAAACUAAGAAGAGCCGCACUUCCUCCUGUUCAAUAGAACAAGAUAUUACACAGCCGGAUUGAAGCUAUACAUAUUCAGUUUGCUGAGAAAGACCGUGGUUCUGCACUUGCUGAAAGUUCUACUCCAGAUUCACAUGGUGAUUCUGGUUUGCAGAAUGUCAUCAAUUACCUCCGACGGACAAAACAAAUACUGUAAAAAAACUGGGAAAGGAAAGAGACCUGGAAAGGGAGGGAAUCGCUUCUGGAAAAGCAUUGGGUUAGGCUUUAAGACACCCAGAGAGGCCAUUGAAGGAACAUAUAUUGAUAAGAAAAGCCCAUUUACUGGCACUGUUUCUAUUAGAGGCCGUAUUCUUACCGGUACUUACCAUAGUGCAAAAAUGGUAAGGACCAUUAUCGUCCGAAGGAACUACCUUCACUGCAUCAAGAAAUACCAAAGGCAAAAAUGGAAUAUCCAGUUCUUUGGCCUUGAUUCUCAGCAGAAGGUUACAUCGUCCUAUGUUGUGGUCAUUGGUCUUGGAGGUGUUGGAAGUCAUGCUGCAUCUAUGCUUUUGAGAUCAGGAGUUGGCAAGCUCCUAUUGGUGGGCUUUGACCAGGUUGCUGAGAAGACUGCUUUUCUGCGGCCUAUAGAACUUAAACUUGUUCCUGUGCCUUGGAAGGUAGUGCAUUUAGAAACAAGUUUCUUGAUACGGAUGAACUUAUGAGCUACUGUAGCUGGUUUGCGACUUUCAGCAGCAUGAUCCCAAAAUGGCUGCGGAAAACCAAAAUUGUCAAGCAAAUUAGCCAAAUGCUGGUGAAUCACCUUGGACUAAAUUUGACCAAAGAUGAUCUACAAAAUGUGGUUGAUUUAAUGGAGCCAUAUGGUCAGAUAAGCAAUGGAAUAGAAUAUCUAAAUCCUCCCCUUGAUGUCAGUAACUAACUUGCUUGUCAUUUUAAAUAUGCAAGUCAAUUGCUAUUAAUAAUUUUCUGUUGGAUUCUUUUUGGACUGGAAAAUAAUUUCUGGGGAUAGUCUAAGAAUCUUAAACUUUAUAGAAAGCCAAUAAAGUGCUUGCUGGACGAAAUGUGGUGAUUAA
This is a messenger RNA of Gossypium raimondii (Peruvian cotton), 1611 nucleotides long. RefSeq lists its product as uncharacterized. The record is from RefSeq and is a predicted model, not a curated record. The transcript has 7 exons. Bases 676 to 1242 code for a protein of 188 amino acids. Gene Ontology annotation, molecular function: structural constituent of ribosome; ubiquitin-like modifier activating enzyme activity. Gene Ontology annotation, cellular component: cytosolic small ribosomal subunit; ribosome. NCBI's taxonomy places the organism in Eukaryota, Viridiplantae, Streptophyta, Magnoliopsida, Malvales, Malvaceae. Gene Ontology annotation, biological process: translation.